AUGGGAGAUUUGUGGAAAGGACCGAACUUUAUCGAAGUCGACGCCGGCGAGAAUGACAUGAAUAUUGCGAGUAUUGCUUGGGGAAUCUCGCUGGGAGUCGGGCUGUUCACGUUCACCAAAGGGAUACAACAAACCAUCAAGUCAUGGAGGAGAGGACGCAGGAUGAACCACUAUAUCAUACUGCUAUGGCUGGAGUGGACGAGCAGCUGUAUCAUGAGCGCCGUCACUUGGUGUUAUCUACGAAAUUACAUCCCCGGCGGGUUUCCGGUUUUCUUUACUCUAAUUUUCCUUUGGUGUAUCCAACUUCAAGCACUCAUUCAAAUCAUCAUCAACCGGAUCGCGAUCCUCAUGGUAAACCGACAAAAUGCUAAGCGACUCAAGAUAUACUCCUUCAUCAUCAUAUUAUGCAUCAACAUCAGUGUUUUCACAAUCUGGAUCCCGGCUCGGCUGCAGGUUAACAAGACCUGGAUCGACAUCAACAAAGUCUGGGAUAGAAUUGAGAAGGUUAUCUUUUUAGUGGUUGAUGCAGGUCUCAACCUGUACUUUAUACACCUCGUGCGAUCAAGGCUGAUUGCGAACGGCCUGACCAAGUACACCCGGCUGUUUCGGUUCAACUUGGGCAUGAUUGCUGUGUCGAUGACUAUGGACAUCCUUCUCAUCGCAAUGAUGUCCCUACCGAACGACAUUGUCUACGUCCAGUUCCACCCUCUCGCCUAUCUCGUCAAACUCCACAUCGAAAUGAACAUGGCAGACCUCAUCAUCAAGGUCGUCAAGGCCAGCAACAACAGCGACUAUCCCGACUACUCCGGCUCCAGAUCCCACAGCACCCAAAAGAAGAGCUCAAAACAGACCGGCAAAAGCAAAAUACCUUCAGCAAUGUUUGUUGGUGGUAACACCACCUUUAUCGAAGCGAAUACAGACGAUAUAGAGCUGGUAGAUCGAUUGGAGGGAGGGAUCCAGAAGACCACACGAACGGAAGUUGUUGUUAAGCAGGCGAGGAGGUCUGAGUACGAUGAUGUGGCUAGCGAUACGGGGUCAACGCGGCAACUACAGAGAGAGCACUUCACAGUAUGA
Messenger RNA from Fusarium proliferatum ET1, 1074 nucleotides. RefSeq lists its product as uncharacterized. The record is from RefSeq and is a predicted model, not a curated record. Bases 1 to 1074 code for a protein of 357 amino acids. Lineage: Eukaryota; Fungi; Ascomycota; Sordariomycetes; Hypocreales; Nectriaceae. The transcript has 4 exons.